AUGUUAGACGAGAACGACGUUGACAUUCCGAUUAAAUUAACGAAACAUGCAUUACUGUUGGCCGGAAUAUCUAUUGGAGAUCAACGAAUGAAGUUUUUAAUAAAUCUCUUCUAUUAUUUUAAUCUGGUUUGGCUGUACACGGACGUGAUCGGCGAAUUUUUUUGGUUGACCGAUGGGAUAAAGUUGGGUAAAAGUUUAGAUGAGUUAUCAAUGAUAGCGCCUUGCAGCACGAUUUGUUUGCUGGCGACAGCUAAAUCUUUACCGAUUUUCUUUAAUAAAGAUACUUUAGAAACUGCAGUUGCAAAUUUAAGAAAUAUACAUUUGAAAGCACUUAACAAUAUUGAAACUACAGAUGGGAGUUUCGAAAGAAAAACCGUCGAAGACUCGCUUAAAUUUCUAAAUUUCAUUGUAUAUUUUCUGGCGAUGCUCUGUGCUGUUGUGGUGGUGAUAUUCUCGAGUUUACCACUCAUGUUGAUGGGCUACGAUUAUUACUAUAACGGUGAAAUGGACUUGAAGCUGCCGUUCUUGAUUCAAUAUUUCUUUGACGCUUACGCCAACACGACGAUUUGGGGCCUUGUUUACUUUCAUCAGGUCUGGUCGACAACAAAUGUAUGUAUGAAUAUAUUUGCUGUGGACACAUUGUUUUACGCGUUCUGCACGUAUAUACAAGUCCAUUUUUAUAUCCUCGGCCACCAUUUUGAGAAUGUCAUCUGCGAUUCGCACGACAAGACAAGGGAAAGGAUGCGUCAAUGCAUAAAGAGGCACCAGGAACUUAUAAAAUUGGUCGAUCAGUUAGAGAUAUUGUACUCGAAAUCGACCCUAUUCAAUAUAUUGAGCAGUUCGCUUUUAAUAUGUUUAAGUGGAUUUAACAUAACGAUCGUGGCGGAGACGAGCGCCAUGUUGGCGUUCACACCUUUCCUCGUCGUGAGCCUGUCGCAGAUAUCUCUCAUGUGCUUCUACGGGGACAUGCUCAUGGCUUCGAGUACGAGUAUAUGUGACGCGAUCUACAAGUGCCGCUGGUACGACGCCUCCCUAGACAUCAAGAAAAGUAUCACGAUAGUCCUAUUUAGAGCAAGAAAGCCUUGCAAAGUGACUGCCGCUAACUUUGCAGUUCUUAACUUGAGUGCUUUUACGACGAUCCUAAGCCGUUCGUGGUCUUAUUUCGCUCUGUUAAAGACCAUGUACGAUUAGAUAAAAAACAACAAACACAUAAUCUUUCUUUAUCUUUAAUUGUUUAGCCACGCACGUAGUUUCAACAUUCUGUGAUUAACUUUUAUUGUGGAUUUACUUCAUCAUGCACACACACACACACAUACACGGUUUAUAUUUUGAUUUUCAAGCUCGGAGUAAUGGUGUCAGAGAAGAUAUCGUGAAAAUUGCUGAAAAUGUUAGCUUGUCUGCAUUAAAAAAAAUUAUUGAGUUAUUAAGUAUGCAUUAUAUUUAAACAGAAUACAAAAUAUUGUAACAAGACGGAAUUAGUGAAAUAAAUUUUUACAACACUGCUAAAAA
Melitaea cinxia (Glanville fritillary) is the source of this 1509-nucleotide messenger RNA. Its product is annotated as odorant receptor 67c-like. Gene Ontology annotation, biological process: detection of chemical stimulus involved in sensory perception of smell; sensory perception of smell. Bases 1 to 1191 code for a protein of 396 amino acids. The record is from RefSeq and is a predicted model, not a curated record. Lineage: Eukaryota; Metazoa; Arthropoda; Insecta; Lepidoptera; Nymphalidae. Gene Ontology annotation, cellular component: plasma membrane. Gene Ontology annotation, molecular function: olfactory receptor activity; odorant binding. The transcript has 7 exons.